This is a messenger RNA of Vitis vinifera (wine grape), 3556 nucleotides long. Its product is annotated as protein SPA1-RELATED 4. Bases 569 to 3289 code for a protein of 906 amino acids. The record is from RefSeq and is a predicted model, not a curated record. Gene Ontology annotation, molecular function: protein binding; protein kinase activity; ATP binding. The transcript is spliced from 7 exons. Gene Ontology annotation, biological process: photomorphogenesis; protein phosphorylation. NCBI's taxonomy places the organism in Eukaryota, Viridiplantae, Streptophyta, Magnoliopsida, Vitales, Vitaceae.
ACGGUGUUCCUUUUUUUUUUUUUUUUUUUUUUUCCUUUUUCUAUUUUUUUUUUCCUUUUUGUGUUUAAGAGGGAUUUUAGUUUUUGAGGCUGUGGUGCACCCAUGGAAAAGAACACAAAGCAAAUGGAAUUGGAAGUGUGAAUGUGUGGUUGUCAGUCAGCGGUUAAGUGGCAUUGAUGCCUCUCCCUCUCUGUUGAAAUGGGUCUCUUUCAUUUCAUUUCAUCUUUAAAAUGUUUGAUUUAUAUGACUUUGAAUGAAUGCUCCAUGUGGAUAUCUGGAUUGUUGUAUUUUUAGCUGAAUUUUGUUGGCUUUGGGAUUUUAUGGUUCAUGUUAAAUGGGGUUUCGUGUGUGGAGGUGUUAAUGUUGUUCAUGAUCAGAGUUGCAUGCUUUAAGUUCCCUGUAUGCCCAGGGAAGUGCGUUGGUUACUGGUUGUGUUAUUUACUGAAAGGGGGUCAUUUUGAUUCAUUAUGGUGGUUGUGGAAGUGACACAAUGUGGUAGACUUUAAUGUUUUAGGCAGUUUCUUCAUUGUAUUUCUUGUGGUCUUGACGUGGCUAUAUAUUGAUUGCAAUGACGAACUUAUCUGAGUCAGCUCAGGAUAAGUCUAAUAGUUCCAGGGGAUUAAAUGCUGGUGUGGUUUCAAGUCAGAGUUCAAGGUUGCUAAUUGGAAAUAGGACUGUUUUCUCAGGAGACACAUCGGAUAAUUUGAGGUGUUUAUUUAGGAAAAGUGAAUCGCAACAAGUUAGACCCAGUUGUGCAGAUCUUAAUGAUAACCCUUUGGGUUUUUCUGGAGCCUGUGAGGAUGAGAUGGAAGAGGGCCACACAGUUCGUGGAGUUGAGCGAGGUCAUGUUAGCUUAAGGCGGUGGUUGGACAAGCCAAAUCGGUCGGUGGACCUAUUGGAGUGCCUACACAUUUUCAGGCAGAUUGUGGAGAUUGUAAACUUAGCACAUUCCCAAGGAGUAGUUGUUCAUAAUGUACGGCCUUCGUGUUUUGUCAUGUCUUCUUCCAAUCGUGUCUCCUUUAUCGAGUCUGCAUCAUGUUCAAGUUCGGGGUCUGAUUCAUAUGAGAAUGAUUUCAAUCAGCACUCCUUACCAUCUCCACAGAACUUGCAAAAGCAGCAAAGUAGGUUGGUAACUGAAGAUUACCCAACAGAGAUAUCUGCAUCAGGUACUUCUCGAGUGGCAUCAGGUACUUCUCAGGUGGCAUCAGAUACCAGUAGCUUGCAGUUGAGUGCAGCCUUCGCAUUGCAGCAAUUAAUAGUGGAAGAAAUGGAAGAAAACAAAUUAACUAACAGCAGGAAGAUUGAAGCUGAAGAAAGGAAAAAGACUUUCCCAUUGGAGCUGAUAUUGCCCAUGGAGAUCAGUUGGUACUGUAGUCCAGAAGAAGAUGAAGGUGCCCCAAGUUCUUUUUGUUCAGAUGUAUAUAGAUUGGGGGUUCUUCUUUUUGAGUUGUUUUGUACAUUCAGCUUAACAGAAGAAAAAUUCAGCACUAUGUCCAAUCUGAAACACCGAGUUUUGCCCCCUCACUUAUUGUUGAAGUGGCCAAAGGAAGCUUCAUUUUGUCUAUGGUUGUUACAUCCUCAGCCAAGCACUCGACCAAAAUUGAGUGAGGUGCUACAUAGUGAGUUCCUUAAUGAACCGAGGGAUCAUUUGGAAGAACGCGAAGCACUAAUAAAGCUUACAGAGGAUAUAGAAGAGCAGGAAGUGCUGUUGGAAUUCCUUUUGCAGGUGCAACAAAGAAAACUGGUAGCUGCUGAUAAGUUGCAUGGAGCCCUAAGCUGCCUCUCUUCUGAUAUUGGAGAAGUAAUGGAACAACAAAUGAUACUCAACAAAAAGGGUGGCUCAUUCCUGAAACUGAAGAGGGAUGAACUUUCUGUUUUUGAUAAAGUUGAUUAUCCUUCCCAAUGUCUUGCUGGAAAGGGCUCUGCUAGCUUGGGACUCAGAAAGCGGAUUAGACAGGGACAUGACCCUCAUUGUGUGGAGGAUUGGAGUGAGCAUCUAGAUGAGGUUCAAAAGUCAGAAACACAAAGUGGGAAUCAGGAAGCCAUACUCUCUAAAGGUUCUCGAUUGAUGAAGAACUUUAAGAAAUUGGAGUCAGCUUACUUUUCAACAAGAUGCAAACCCAGCAAGCCAACUGAGAAAAUGUUGACUAGUUCUCCCAUUAGUAGUACUGGUUGGGGUUCCCUUGUCAUAACUGAAGGGAGUUCAGUUGAUAACCUGGUAUCUAAAGCUGGGUAUAAUGAAGGUAAAGGAAGUAGAUGGAUAAAUCCCUUCCUUGAGGGUUUGUGCAAGUAUUUAUCUUUCAGCAACUUAAAGGUUAGGGCGGACCUGAAGCAAGGUGACCUAUUAAAUUCUCCAAACUUAGUGUGUUCCCUGAGUUUUGAUCGCGACAGAGAAUUCUUUGCUACAGCUGGAGUGAACAAGAAGAUUAAAAUUUUUGAAUGUGACAUGAUCCUAAAUGAAAAUCGUGAUAUUCACUAUCCUGUAACUGAGAUGGCAAGUCAGUCAAAACUAAGCUGUAUAUGUUGGAAUGGUUAUAUUAAAAACCAGAUUGUGUCAAGUGACUUUGAAGGAGUUGUACAGGUAUGGGAUGUUUCAAGAAGUCAAAGAUUUAUGGAAAUGAAGGAGCAUGAAAAGCGUGUAUGGUCUGUUGACUUUUCAUUAGCUGAUCCAACAAAACUGGCAAGCGGGGGUGAUGAUGGUGCAGUUAAAUUGUGGAAUAUCAAUCAGGGUGGAAGCAUUGGUACCAUUAAAACAAAGGCCAAUGUUUGCUGUGUUCAAUUUCCUCCAGAUUCUGCUCGUUCUCUUGCAAUCGGUUCUGCAGAUCAUAAGGUCUAUUGCUAUGAUCUCCGUAACACAAGAAUACCAUUGGCCACGUUAAACGGUCACAGCAAGACUGUGAGCUAUGUUAAGUUCAUCAAUUCAACAACUCUUGUUUCGGCCUCCACAGAUAGUUCUUUGAAGCUCUGGGAUUUGUCAACAUGCACAUCUCGGGUUCUUGACAGUCCUCUCCAAACGUUCACAGGCCAUAUGAAUGUAAAGAAUUUUGUGGGUCUAUCUAUAUCUGAUGGAUACAUUGCUACGGGCUCAGAGACAAAUGAGGUCUUCAUCUACCAUAAAGCUUUCCCCAUGCCAGUCCUGUCAUUCAAAUUCAGCACUAUGGAUCCACUUUCUGGGCAAAAUGUUGAUGAUGGCCAACAGUUUGUCUCAACUGUUUGCUGGCGUGGCCAAUCAACCACCUUGCUUGCUGCUAAUUCUGCUGGACACAUCAAACUCCUUGAAAUGGUAUGAAAUUCUCAAACAUUCACCCCAAUACAUAAGUUUUGGAUUUGAUUUGUAAGUUAACCUAUAGCCAAGAAGAAACAUGGGUUCCAAUAAAUUUCCCGGAAAGUGAAAGUAAAAGGAAAAAAGGGCAAAGGGAAAGAAAGUGGGAGAUGAAAAAAGUGAAAAAGGGUAGUGAUUCUGUUGAAUCAUCAAGUGGGGAUUGAAUGUACAACUACAGUAGACUAUUACUAUAAUAUGAAGUAAUUUAAUGAAAUCUAUAAUGCCUUUCCUUGA